This is a messenger RNA of Tupaia belangeri chinensis (Chinese tree shrew), 4590 nucleotides long. RefSeq names its product phosphatase and actin regulator 2 (gene PHACTR2). Gene Ontology annotation, biological process: actin cytoskeleton organization. The transcript is spliced from 13 exons. The record is from RefSeq and is a predicted model, not a curated record. Gene Ontology annotation, molecular function: actin binding. Lineage: Eukaryota; Metazoa; Chordata; Mammalia; Scandentia; Tupaiidae. The coding region runs from base 206 to 2137 and encodes 643 amino acids.
UGACAGGCAUCCGCUGGGCUGGAUCCGCCGCGCCGGCUGCGGCCGGCCGGGCUGGAGACCCGCGCGGGGGAGAAGGUGAGGGAACCGGGCGGGCAGCUCGGCGCAGCGGGGAGAUGAACGCUUGGACGUCUGUCUGCGAGCGGACCCAUGAUCAAAGGACCGAGAGAGCCUCGUGAUCGCCGGACCUGGCCCCGCGACCCCAGCCAUGGGCCAGACCUCGGUCUCCACACUGUCCCCGCAGUCGGGCAGCGUUGAUGGACUGGACAAAGCAUCUAUAGCAAACUCAGAUGGCCCCACAGCAGGGUCCCAAACACCUCCCUUCAAGAGAAAAGGAAAAUUAUCCACCAUCGGUAAAAUCUUUAAGCCUUGGAAAUGGAGGAAAAAGAAGACCAGUGACAAAUUUAGAGAAACCUCAGCAGUAUUAGAAAGGAAGAUAUCCACAAGACAAAGUAGAGAGGAGCUGAUAAGAAGGGGAGUUCUUAAAGAAUUGCCUGAUCAAGAUGGAGAUGUAACAGUUAACUUUGAAAAUUCAAACGGGCACAUGAUACCCAUCGGAGAGGAAGCUACCCGAGAGGAAAAUAUAGUAAAAUCUGAAGAAGGUAAUGGCUCUGUAUCUGAAAAAACACCACCUCGGGAGGAAAAGGCAGAAGAUAAGAAAGAGAACACUGAAAACCACUCUGAAAUACCGGCAACUCCUGCUCUACCUCCUUCAGCUCCUCUUAAGCCUAAACCCAAACCUAAACCCAAAAAAACACCUGUGCCUCCAAAAGGGGCCACUGCUGGGGCCAGCCACAAAGGGGACGAAGUGCCUCCCAUUAAAAAAACUACCAAGGCUCCUGGUAAGCAGGCCCCCGUCCCUCCACCCAAGCCAACAAGCCGAAACACGACCCGAGAGGCUGCUGGUUCCUCUCAUUCCAAAAAACCAACUGCCUCCAAAGCAUCAGCAUCACCAUCUACUUCAUCCACUUCAUCUCGUCCCAAAGCUUCAAAGGAGACAGUUUCUAGCAAAACAGGGAUCACUGGGACCACUAAGGGCAAGAAAAAAACUGGCAAGCAGCCAACGUCUCGACUGUCCUCAGACACGACCACUUCUGGCACAUCCGACCUUAAAGGAGAGCCUUCGGAGGCCAGAGUGGAGACUCUCAAACCUGAGCAGACUGUCCCUGGGACUGAGGAGACUGUAGGCAAAUCCAAGCCUUCUGUCCCUCCACCCCCUGUGGCUCUACCACCUUCUCCCCCCGCCCCUCCUCUUCCUUUUGAGGAUCAGUGCAUUAUUGCCUCAGACACUCCAGUUGUGCUGGUCAGCAGUGGAGCUGACCUGCCUGUCUCUGCCUUAGACCCCAGUCAGCUUCUCUGGACUGAAGAGCCAACGGACAGAACCACUCUCCUCUCAGGCGCUGGCUCAAGUGCUAGCAGCGAAAACGUAAAAUGUUUCACCACCAAAGAUGACCUGGGGAAGGCAGCACCUCACCUCCUUACUCCGGGGCUGAUGGGAGAAUCUUCAGAGUCCUUCAGUGCCCCAGAGGAUGAAGGCCAGAGAGAAUCCCAGGCCGGUGACUCUGACUCUGACGGGCCCAUCUUGUACACCGAUGAUGACGAGGAAGACGACGAUGAAGAUGGCAGUGGAGAAAGUGCUUUGGCAAGUAAAAUCCGUCGGAGGGAUACUCUUGCUAUCAAACUUGGCAACAGACCGUCUAAGAAAGAGUUAGAGGACAAGAACAUCCUGCAGCGCACAUCCGAAGAAGAAAGGCAGGAAAUCCGACAACAAAUCGGAACCAAAUUAGUCAGGAGACUUAGCCAGAGGCCCACAACUGAAGAAUUAGAGCAAAGAAAUAUUCUAAAACAAAAGAAUGAAGAAGAAGAACAAGAAGCAAAAAUGGAACUUAAACGCAGACUCAGCAGAAAGCUCAGCCUGAGACCCACAGUGGCAGAGCUACAAGCUAGAAGGAUCCUGCGGUUCAAUGAGUAUGUCGAAGUCACCGAUUCUCCUGAUUACGACCGCCGAGCAGACAAGCCCUGGGCCAGGUUAACACCUGCGGACAAGGCAGCAAUAAGGAAAGAACUGAAUGAAUUUAAAAGUACAGAAAUGGAGGUUCAUGAAGAGAGUCGACAGUUUACAAGGUUUCAUCGUCCAUAAUUAAGUACAAGACUAUUGGCUAACAGACUGAUGAUCAUCUGUGGGGGAAGCCUUGCUUCCUGAAAACCUGAUAUUGCACUGGGAUUUGAAUGUGUGUUUCCGUUGAACUUACGGUGAAGGAAACUUUGUUGGAAAGUGCUCCUCCCUGUGCAGCCUGAAUGGGGCCAACCACAAAGGGAAGGAUGCGGUGCCCCUUCUGCCAAGAACGUUCUUACAGUGUGGUAAGGGACGCAUGUUACACCAGGUAUUCUUCAUCGGGAGUUGUAAAUCCGAGAAACGAGCAGAAGACAAUCGCUGGCUCCCUAUUAACAGAAAGCCAAAUUUUACUGUGCGGGUUAAAGAAAAAUGGAGAUUGAAACUUCUGGGCACUGGAAAAGGAUAAAGGUUGGAAAUCAGAAAAAAAAAAAAGAGAAAUAUUUCAUUAUGUUAAUGAAGAAGAGAGAAAAAUUGACAAAUAAAUGUAUUUUUGGAGUGGGCAUUUGGUAACUGAGAACUUAAGAAAGGAUUUGGGAAUCUAAUCACUCAAUGGGGAUUCCUUAAAGACUUGAUCCUUGAAGAAUAUUCUUGUUUCACCAUUAUGUUGGUACAGUAUGGUACCAUUAUUUUAUGUUGUGCCAGUGAAUCCAAUUGCCAGAAAUAAGUCUGAAUGUUUUCAUGCAUCUUUUUCUUAAUUGCAAAAAGCUUCUACUGACUCUUAACAAGCAUGCUUUCCCAAAUUUUGUUGCAUGCUUUAAGUAGCAUAGUUAUACACACUUGACAGUUUUUUAUACUUCUCUUCGAGUGUACCAACCUUCCACAAGUGUAACAGGACUGGGAAUAAAGUCAGAUGUACUGAGACCCUAUCAAUCUGUAGCAAGCUUUAGAAAUAAAUCUUUUGGUCUUCCCCUGCUUAUCUCCAAAGUCGAAGCAAACACACUUCAUCUAAAGAUAGUAUUGACAAUCAUGAUGCCAUUUUUCAAAACCUAAAUCCAAAGUUAAAACUGAAAUGAGAUGUAAGUAUACUGUCUGCAGUUAGCUCUAAGUGGAAUGCAAAGAACCAGCUAAUGUUCAGUGCUGCAUUUUAAAAAGUUGGGUUGCUGCUAUUAAAAAAAAAAUAAAGCACAUGGAUCAAAAUAUAUAUAUAUUCACCCAAAGACUUAAAAGAACACAGACUUCUGCUAAGUUGCGUGUAAGAAAAAACUCGUCUUAUAUUUUAAGUCUGCAGACUGCAUCCAUAUAUAUAAUAUUUACAUUCAGUGUAAAAGAACUAGUGAGAUUAAAGUCACAGAAGGUUUCCCUUUGAGCCUACAGUCAAUAUUGUUUACAUUAAAAAACCCUCUAAGAAAUUCUGUAUUGCUGUUUUACGUGGAAUCAUAGGCACAUUAUAACUUCUGCUUCCAAAUACAUAUGACUAUAUGUAAAUACUACUUUGCAUUUCAUUGUUCUUUCACCACUGUUUUGUUGAAAUGUAUAACCACAAGACCUAAGAGUUUAUUUUAAUCUCAGAGCUUAGACUAGAAUUUUCUGAAAUGUUCUGGUUCAUAACAUGCAAGACUAUAGUUUUCUGUUUCAACGAAAAGUAAGCAUUUAAUUCUGUGGAUAAAUGUAGGUCCAGCCAUUCAUUGAUAUUUUAAAGAACCACCUGAAAUUGGAUGUUUUCAAAUUUUUAAAAAUUUACCAAUACUUGGCCUAUUAUAAAAAGCCAGGGAGAUUUUAUAACGAAAAAAGAAACCAGCAUUAUUGCACCUCUUAUUGCACUCAGCUCUGUGUAUUAAUAAAAUAAACCUCUGCUGUCAUUGCACUAAUAAGAUAAGAUGUAUUUUUGCUUUGAAAAAAUGUUUCUGUGUGCCCAAGUAGCACCUGUCUCUGGCUGGAGUUUUCCCUGUUCUUGAGUAUUUUAAUCGAGCCAUGAGAAUUCAAUUUAUUAUUUUUUUCUGAAGUCAUCCUUUUCCUUAUGAUGUUUUGUUUUAUUGUCAGUUUAGUAUCGUGGGGAAGAUACCAAGGAAUCUAUGUUUCUUUUCAUUUUUUAUGCUUAUAACCUUUGAACUUUUAAAAAAGUUUCUAAUCAUAAGGUCUCUAUAGAAUGGUAAAUAUAAGAUAUUAUCACAGUUUUAUCACUCAAGAUACAUGUCUUAGAAAAAAGGAACUUUUUUUCACACUAGUGGUGCAUAGGAUACAAUUUUCUUGUUCCUACAAUGAGAUACACCCAGUUCAAAAACAAAAAUCUUGUUUUAAUAUAUUGUUUUUCUUGUAUGUUGGAUGUAUGAACCACCCAUACUUUUUCUUCAUAUUGACUGAUAUGGUUAGAGAAAAUUCCAUACAUUAGGGAGUAUUUUAAAAGGUAAAAGGAAAGGGAAAAAAUUAACUACUGGUAGUCUAAUAUUAAAGUAAUUGGAACUACUAAUUAUUUCAUUAGAAUGGUUUAUUAAAUAAAAAGCUUGGGAAGGAAUUAAAGGAUUAUAUAAGCUGAGCUA